UUGACUUUUGCAAGUCGAAAGAACACUAUCGACAACCGACUUGCAGAAAUCCGUGAUCAGUUCCUUAGUAAAGCGACAGAAUGCGGUGUUGGUCAAGAUGUCAUCGAAAACUCAAAAACAGUCUUUGAUGAUUUGGAUAAGUUGAACGAAGUCAAAUUCCGUAUCAUCAGUCUUAAAAGCAGCAUCAAGAACCAGCCUAAGAUUUCCAACCUUCGAAACGUCACUCCUUCACACUACGACCGCGACAAAUACGUUGAACUUCGCAAGUUCAUCGAACAAUCUAAGAUUGAGCGUAAAUCAGCACGUGACAAAGCCAUUUCUCUCAGCGAAAAGAUCGACCAUCUUUCAUUCUCUAACUACGUCGCUAACAUCAGGAACAGCCGUCCUCUUGACUGCACCAACGAAGAUGUCGACCGGAAACUCGCUAAAUCACAACAACUUGCACAGUUGAUUGCAUCUAUGCGGGAAGAGAAAGAGACACACCUUCGUCACCGCCAAGAAGAGUCACGUCAAGAGAUGGAGAGUGCACGUACAGAAGUUGUUCUUCUUGACCAGAUCGGUGCUAGCUGGGAAGAAGCAGACCGUCUUCGUAUGGCAGCCAAUGAAGCUAAAGAAGAAUGUCUUCGCAUUGUUGCCAAACUUAUUUUGUUGCGUAUCGAGAUUCUCAAUCAGAUUGUUGACUAUCCACUUUCCACUCGUCUUGAGUUAGUUGCACAACAGGAGACACCAUCCAAGUGUCUUUCAGUUAACAAGAUGAUCCAGAAGAAGCGAUCACUCAUCCGUAACUUGGACAAGAUGAUCAACGAACUUUUUGUCAAUUCACACAAGAGUGAUUCAGAGCGUAUCAGCGAACUUCAGUUAGCAGUUGAGAACAUCGGUGCAUGGGCAAGUGCAGCUAAAGAAGUUUGCACAGAAGUUAAGAAACCUAUUCCACAACUUGGAAAUGUUCCACGCGAAAACUUCGCAAUCGAGAAGAUCGACAUUUUCAUUUCAUCACUUGCCGACUGGGAAUACGAUUUCGAACUUAAAGAUUACACACCAUUCAUUGUACGACAACCCCAAACUCCCAAAUAA
Messenger RNA from Trichomonas vaginalis G3, 1074 nucleotides. RefSeq lists its product as uncharacterized. NCBI's taxonomy places the organism in Eukaryota, Parabasalia, Trichomonadida, Trichomonadidae. The record is from RefSeq and is a predicted model, not a curated record. The transcript has a single exon.